AUGGCCUGCUCUGGAAGCUCUGCAUGCUGGGUGCGCGCGAGAACCUGCCUGAAGCAGAAAGGCAGAUGGCUUGGACGUUUGCAAAGUCGUGCCUUACAGUUUUCCACAAGCAGUGACCUUGAGCACCCGCACGUGGACAUGAGCCACCUUUUAGUGAAAGAUCAUCCACAGCGUCCUUCCGCAUUGGCCCAGAUCCUUGACCUCCAAGUGUGUGAAGCCUUGGAUUGGGACUGGGAGACAUUGGGAGAGACUUUUGGGGACUGCUUGAAAUUUCCAAAUCGGAGAUUCUAUCCCAUUGAGGUGCUUUCAUUGGAGUAUACACACUUCUCACCAUGUCUUUUGAGGUAA
Molecule: messenger RNA, 348 nt
Organism: Durusdinium trenchii
Lineage: Eukaryota; Dinophyceae; Suessiales; Symbiodiniaceae
Source: the annotation of a GenBank genome assembly